AUGACGGCAUCUAAAGUGCUUCUGCUGAGGAUUUUGGAACGUCUCGCUGCAGAGGAGCUGAAAAAGUUCCAGUGGUUCCUGCAGCAGCAAGAAAUCCUGCAGGACUUCCCUGCCAUCCCAAAGAGUCGGCUGGAAAACGCAGACAGGAUGGACACGGUCGAUCAGAUGAUCCUCACCUACUGCAUAAACACGAUUAAAGUUGCCAAAAUUGUUCUAGGCGAGAUCAGGAGAAAUGACCUGGUGGAGGACCUAUCGCAGAACUCUUUAGAACCUGCAGAUAUUCUGCUACAGUGUCAACAGAAACUCAAAUCCAAGCUGCAGAAGAAGUACCAGUAUGUUUUUGCGGAAAUCACAAAAAAGCAAAACACCAAACUUCUGAGUGACAUCUACACAGAGAUUUUCAUCACGAAGGAGGAAACCGGAGAGAUCAACGAGGACCACGAGGUGAUGCAGAUCGAGAUGGCGUCCAGAAAGGCAGAAGAUGCGGUGGAGACAACAAUCAGGCGGGAGGACCUCUUUAAAACAGAAGGAGAGGCGAGAACGGUGAUGACGAAGGGGGUGGCUGGCAUCGGGAAAACCGUCCUGAUGCAAAAGUUCACUCUGGACUGGGCUGAAGGCAGAGCCCACCAGAACUUCCAGUUUGUGUUUCCGUUACCUUUUAAAGAGCUAAAUCUACUAGAGCACGAAAAGUUCAGCCUGGCUGAACUCAUUCAUCACUUCUUUCCUGAAACCAAGGAAGCAGGAAUCUGCCGGUUUGAAGAUCUACCGAUGGUGUUCAUCUUUGAUGGUCUGGAUGAGUGUCGAUUUCGUCUGAAGUUCAAUGGCGGCAAGAUGGAGAUCACAGAGUCCGCCUCAUUGGACGUUCUCCUGGCCAACCUCAUCAAAGGCGAUCUACUUCCCUCCGCUCAUAUCUGGAUAACCACACGGCCCGCAGCAGCCAAUCAGAUUCCCUCUGACUACGUCAUGGUGACGGAGGUCAGAGGGUUCACCGACCCGCAGAAGGAGGAGUACUUCCGGAGGAGAUUCGCCGACGAGGAGCAGGCCAGCCGGAUCAUCUCCCACAUCAAGGCGUCCAGAAUCCUCCACAUCAUGUGCCACAUCCCGGUCUUCUGCUGGAUCACUGCCACGGUUCUGGAGAGUGUGCUGAAACAAGGGAAAAAUGGAAACAAGGGACGAGGAAGUGAGCUGCCCAAGACCCUCACAGAGAUGUACAUCCACUUCCUGGUGGUUCAGACCAAGCUGAAAAAUGUUAAGUAUUAUAAGGACGCCGACCCGGGAACCACCUGGAUUCCAGAAAACAAGAAGACGGUCGAAAAUCUGGGAAAUCUGGCUUUUGAGCAGCUGCAGAAAGGAGAACUUAUGUUCAAUAGCUCAGACAUGAAGAGCUGUGGCAUUGACAACCCAGAGGAACUGGUGUAUUCAGGUGUGUUCACCAUGAUCGAUAAAGAGGUGUCAGAGCUGUAUUACAACAACAUGUUCUGCUUUGUCCAUCUGAGCAUCCAGGAGUUCCUGGCUGCUCUCCACGUUCAUCUGACCUUCAACAAAUCUGGGGUCAAUCUGUUGGAAGAGGAUCAGUCCUGUGGACAGGAGACUCCCGAGUACAAAAACGAACCCAAAUAUCUCUACCAACGAGCUGUGGACAAAGCCCUACAAAGCCCAAACGGACAUCUUGACUUGUUCCUCCGCUUCCUUCUGGGUUUAUCACUGGAGACCAACCAGCGUCUCCUGGAAGGCCUGCUGCCGCCAAAGGAAAGUGACUCAAAAACCAUCCAGGACACCGUCCAGUACAUCAAGAAGAGCAUCAGCAGGGACUUCUCUCCAGAGCGAAGCAUCAACAUGUUCCACUGCCUGAACGAGCUGAAGGACCGCUCGCUCAUCAAUGAGAUUCAGUGGUACAUGAAGUCGGGGAGCCUUCGUGCAGAUAAACUGUCUCCUGCUCAUUGGGCAGCUCUGGUAUUCAUUUUGUUGUCUUCUGAAAAAUAUCUGGAAGAGUUUGAGCUGAAGAAGUACUCUGCCUCGGAAGAGGCUCUUCAGCGGCUGCUGCCAGUGGUCAAAGCUGCCAGAAAAGCUUGUCUUGGUGACUGUAACCUCUCCUGGAGAAGCUGUGAAGCCCUGUCUUCAGUUAUCAGCAUCCAGUCCUCUGGUCUGAGGGAACUGGACUUGACUAACAAUGACCUACAGGAUUCGGGGGUGAAACUUCUCUGUGUCGGCCUGAAGAGUCCACGCUGCCAACUGGAAACUCUCAGGCUUUCAGGCUGUUUAGUCACGGAAGAUGGCUGUUCCUCUCUGGCUUCGGCUCUUGAAUCAAAUCCCUCCCACCUUAAAGAGCUGGACCUGAGCUACAACAACCCAGGAGACUCAGGAGUGAAGCUUUUAUCAGCUGGAGUAGAGGAUCCAAAUUGGAGGCUGAAGACUCUCAAUGUGGACCACUGUGGAGGGCACCGACUGAGACCUGGCUUCAGAAAGUAUGCUUGUGAACUGACGCUGGACCCAAACACAGCCCACACCAAACUCCAUCUCUCGGAUGACCUGAAGGAGGCGAGGCGAGUGAAAGAGGAGCAGCCGUACGGCGACCACCCGGACAGAUUCGAUUACUACUGCCACCUGAUGUGCCAGCAGGGUCUCACCGGGCGCUGCUACUGGGAGGUUACCUGGGAAGGGAUGGUUCAUAUAGCGAUGACUUACAAACGCAUCCAGAGGAAAGGGAACAGCAUCCACAGCAAGCUCGGAAACAAAAAGCAGUCUUGGAGUCUGCUCUGCAGCCAUAGCGGGUACUCUGUCCGGGACGAUGGCAAAGAGACACCGAUCCCCAGACCUGCCUCCUGGUCCUCCACGCUCCCUCACAGAGUGGCGGUCUAUGUGGACUGUCCUGCUGGGAUCCUGUCCUUCUACAGCGUCUCGUCGGACAAACUGACUCAACUCCACACCAUCAAAACCACAUUCGUGGAGCCCCUCUAUCCUGCAUUCGGCUUCCGCAUAUUUGACUCCUCAGUGUCCUUGUGUUCUCUCUAGAUCGGACAACGUCGUUGUGUGAAAAAGGCUACAAUCUAUUGGAUAAAGCAUGGAUACCCCUUUAGUGUUUAGUUGUGAAAUAAAAGAACAAUAAAAACAUUUAAACCCCUUAUAAAUAAAAGUCUGGGCUUUCAGGCUGUUUAGUCACAGAAGAUGGCUGUUCCUCUCUGGCUUCGGCUCUUGAAUCAAAUCCCUCCCACCUUAAAGAGUUGGACCUGAGCUACAACAACCCAGGAGACUCAGGAGU
Molecule: messenger RNA, 3259 nt
Organism: Fundulus heteroclitus (mummichog)
Lineage: Eukaryota; Metazoa; Chordata; Actinopteri; Cyprinodontiformes; Fundulidae
Product: NACHT, LRR and PYD domains-containing protein 12-like
Exons: 6
Coding region: 1-3012 (1003 amino acids)
Molecular function (GO): protein binding
Source: RefSeq, a predicted model, not a curated record